AUGCUGACCAUCUUGUCGAAUAUAUUCUACACCUAUCUGGAGUCACUGCCCUCCCACAAGGAUUAUUUCAUGAUAUUGGCUAGAGGACUGAUUGGUUUCAGUGCUGGCAACGUUGCUGUGGUUAGGUCCUACGUGGCUGGUGCCACCACAGUUCAGGAGAGAACAGCCUGCAUGGCAAACCUGAGUAUCUGUCAAGCCAUGGGGUUUAUUCUUGGGCCAGUGAUACAAGCAACCCUAGUGCCCAUAUCAUAUCCAGGACCAGUGCAGAGUGUGUACUUUCAUCUAAACAUGUACACUGCCCCAGCACUUCUGUCGGCUUGUGUUGCCACUAUCAGCCUCCUCUUUCUCAUCUUUAUGUUCAAGGAACAUCGUGUUUAUGAUGAUGAUGUCAGAGCAGUUCUCCAAAACAGAUCAGUGGAUGUUGAAGCUUCUCAGAGUGUUAAUGGGUCCGCACUGACAGACUCUCUGAAGCAGAUUGAGUACAAGCUGGACUACGUUGCUGUCUUCUCAACCAUUUUCUUGUUUUUUGGUGUCUUAUUUUUAUUCACUGUUUUUGAAACGAUUGGGACACCACUCACUAUGGACAUGUAUGCCUGGAGCAAGUCAAAAGCUACACUUUAUCAAGGGAUCAUUCUUGGAGUUGCUGGAUUGUUGUCUAUUUUAGUCUUCAUGCUGGUGAAAAUCCUGGCCAAAAAGUUUAAUGAGCGUUACCUGUUGCUUGGGGGUUUCACUUUCUGCCUGUUUGGUUACUUCACAAUGAUUCCCUGGGGAAACAGCCUUCCUCCUAUAGGAUACAUACCUAUCAACCAGUCAGUUUCAUCAUCUGACGCCAUAUUUGCCUUGUCCGACUUCAUAAUCAACAACCAUUACACAGACAGCCCAGUCUUCACAGCUCAUAAACUAUCAAAAAGGCAAACCUCUUUUGGCAGCCACAAUCCAGAAUUUAUACGCAAUUUUAAUAUACCAGUGACUGGGGAAAACAACAGUUCAUAUCAUUUUGUAAAUAUAAAUAAUAUAUCAGACAAUGAUACCAGAAUAGCUUUCAUCGAUACCAAUGGGCGUGAUAAACAGGAAAGGCAGGAUUUAGUGACACGUCCAGCAGCAGAGGCCGCAACCAGGGCCACAACGAACACUACGAGUUUUGUCACCAACAGCACAUUCCCACCCAACGGAUGCCCCUGGCAGUACGAAUGGUGCCGGCAUGUACCUAUGAUCUACCUGGCUCAGUUCCUGGGUGGCACUGCUCUCAUCAGCAUAGGCUACCCAGUCUGUAAUAUGCUAACCUACGCCCUCUACUCUAAAGUACUGGGUCCUAUGCCCCAGGGUCUGUGGAUGGGCUGGCUGACAGCCUCCGGCAGUCUGGCACGCGUGGUGGGACCAGUUUAUGUCUCGCAAGUCUACGACUCGUUCGGACCUUUGAUAACUUUUAGCAGUUGCUGUGGAUUCAUUGCAUUGACAAUUGUGUUCUAUUUAGCUGUGUUUCGUCGAAUUGUGCCGUUCUCAUUUAAGGAUAAAUCUUUAUCACGAUUUGGGGCAAGCAUUAGCGAGGAACAAAUCAACUAG
This is a messenger RNA of Candidula unifasciata, 1563 nucleotides long. Lineage: Eukaryota; Metazoa; Mollusca; Gastropoda; Stylommatophora; Geomitridae. The record is from the annotation of a GenBank genome assembly.